AUGUCUGUCGCACGUAGGCAGUCCUCUCAAUCGCCCUCGUCACGCUUUGGGCACUCAUCGAAUGCGACAGAGUUUGAAGAUCGCUCGCUGGACUUUUGCAACUCAUUCUGGGGGCCAGGCGACGCUGGAUAUGAGGUCCUCACGUCGCGCAUGCGCAUUGCAAUGAAGACUAUCGAGGAUCUGAGGAACUUUUGGAGAGAAAGAGCGGCGAUAGAGGAUGAUUAUGCCAAACGGCUCGUACGACUCUCCAAACAACCUUUAGGUCAAGGAGAGAUUGGUGAACUCAAGAAUUCGCUCGAUGUCCUCCGGCAAGAGACAGAGCGUCAAGCUGGACAACAUCUAUCGCUUGCCAUAUCGAUACGCAAGGAACUAGAGGCCCCUGCCAACGAGUUCCUCGCCAAGCAGGCGCACCACAAGAAAACGUAUCAAAAUUCGAUCGAAAAGACGUACAAAGCGAAACAGAUGAAUGAAGGUUAUGUUGCAAAGGCCAGAGACCGUUACGAACAGGAUUGCCAUCGCAUCAACUCCUUCACUGCUCAGCAGUCGCUCGUCCAGGGACGAGAGCUCGACAAGGUUACUAUUAAGCUCGAGCGUGCUCAGGGUACAAUAGAGGCCAACAAACGAGAUUACCAAAACUUUACGCUGGCUCUUGCCGAGACCGUCUCACGAUGGGACAAGGAAUGGAAAGACUUUUGCGACAGGUGCCAGGAUCUCGAGGAGGAUCGUAUCGAGUUCCUCAAGGACAAUGUCUGGGCCUAUGCCAAUGCUGUCUCUACGGUCUGCGUGCACGAGGAUGAGGCGAGUCAUCUCCACCACUCGCGGUCAUGUGAAUCUAUCAGACUGUCGUUGGAGCGCCUCGACGUCCCAAAGGACAUCGAAACCUUCAUCACUAAUCAUGGCACUGGAUCCGCCAUCCCUGAAGCGCCUCCGUUUAUCAAUUACUCCUCUCCGGAGCCCACGCCAGCCCGACCACCGGUUCGUCAAGCCAAUUUCGAGCGGUCAUCAACCCGUCCACAAUCGAUCAUGUCACCCGCGAUCAGCCAGGUGCAACGCGAGGAGGAACCAGUCGAUGCUGGCGAGGCGGGAGUGGGCGCCAAACACGCAAGAGGCGCGUCAGGAAGUUACAUUGGAACCCAAGAAACUGGUGCAGGUAGUAUUCUCAGCCAUCAAGCACCGCCUACUCUCCCGCCGAGUUCGAUGCAAGGUGGACCAGCUCCUGGGAUGGGCUACCAUACGCAAACCGGUAGCAUUAGUUCCAUACAUAGUGGGUCACCUUAUGGACAGCCUACUCUGCCUCCUUCCUCUAGUAUCAGCAACGAUCGCCGCACGUCUUAUCAAGCAGGGCCCAAUUCUUCUGCAGACCCGGGUACAUACGACUUUGCAAAAUCCGCACAUAUUCAACCUGGAGCGCCUAAUGACCCCCUCGAGCAACAACUACAACUCCUACGCGGCGGGGGCGGUGGCGGCGAUAGCGUUCAUCGAGGUAACAGCACGCGAGCACCUGCUUCAACUCAUCAGGCCACCAACUCUGUACAAAGUAACAGCCACAGAGCUGUCUCUCCUGCGCCUGCGCCUGCGCCAGCUGCACUGUCCCCACCCACGAGCAGCGCCGUGGAUUAUUCAGAAUCGGCAAAUGCCAUUGUAGGGCAACACCCUGCGUCUCGUCCCAGCUCCCCGGCACUUUCUGUCGCACCACAUCCUGCCAUGAUGCAACCUGGAGGUGUCCGUGCACCGAGUCCUGUCGAAAAGGUCGUCGCCGAGUAUGGACAGGCGUUCCCUGGCGAACGGAGGCGGUCCGGAAGCAUCAAUACACAGAACCACCAGCGUGGGAGAACAGAAAACUCUGCUCCCGGUCAGCGAUCUGUCAGCCCUGGAUACGCUGGCGUUGGCGCGAACGGCCGUAGUCCAAGCCCUCAACCGUUCAAGAGACUGGCGUCUCCGGGACCCGGAAAUCCCCAACAAUCUCAACAAGUCAAUCUGGGACAGCAAUACAACCACGUGUCACCCCCUCCGAAUGCGGAUCGUCGAGGCGCGAGCCCAGCUCUGCAACCAGCCACCGGGUCUGUUAGGCGAGCCGCUAGCCCUGCUGGUAUCUCUUUAGAUGCAACAGGUCAAGUAUCUCACGAUAGUUUGGCUCGCGACCCGCAGCUCAACAACUAUGGACGGUCGGCUGCAACCCCUAUCGCGGCCCCAGUCCCCACUCCCAUGAAUCAGCCUGGUCCAAACUAUGCGUAUUAUAAUCAGUCACCAGCGCAACCCCAGCAACAACAGCAACAGCAAGUUGUAGCUCCUAUGCAGGGACCUCCGAGCAUGCACAUGGGACAACAAUCCAACUUCGUUGCUCCACCUCCACCGCCGAUGAACCAGCAGCAGGUAUACAACAUGUAUCAGCAGCCCGUUCAACCUGUCCAUAAUCCUAUGGGAUCUCAGGGCUCGCUUUCUCAGUACGGCGUAUCGCAGCAAGCCCAAUACCAACCCUCACAACAGCAACAGCAGUUGCAACAACAACAACAGCCACCACCACCGCCUGUUGCGAAUAAUCAACCGGCGAUGUAUGCCCAACCUGGCUACGGUAUGCCUAUGCAGAACGCUAGCAACUAUGCCCAACAACAACUGCAACAACAACAACCCCAACAGCAGCAGCAGCAGCCUCCUCAGCAACACCAGGGCCAGCAUAUGCAAAUGGGUGUUGGGAUGAUGCCUCCUAACCAAGCUCAGCAACCACCAUCAAACCCGGUUUCGGUUGCGCCUACCCAGGGCAACAGGGAAUCGCCCACACCGCCUACGGGCAAUUAUAUUGAGGAUCGUGGCAUUCUGUUCUAUGUCAAAGCGUUAUACGACUAUACCGCGACCAUUGAUGAAGAGUUCUCUUUCCAAGCUGGGGAUGUUAUCGCCGUGUUGGCCACUCCAGAUGAUGGUUGGUGGCAAGGAAUCCUACUUGACGACUCGCGUCGCCAGCCUGGACGAACCGUGUUCCCAAGUAACUUUACCGGAAAUGGCCCGUCAGCUUUCAACGGUGGUGGUUCUGGGAUAGAGGUGCCCACGAGAGCAAACACAGUUGGCGAGAUUCCACAACUAACCCAAUGGCCGGGCACAAAUGAGGACCACCGGCGCGAGCGCCAUCAUGUUGAGCCUCAGCGAUACCAAUCACAAAUUUCCCAAGAUUCGGAAGACUCUGCACUACCCUAUCUACAAGACGACUCUCCUUCAACUCCCGCAGUGCCUUCACCGCGUCCUCAGUCUUCACCCUUCCCCUUGUUCAGACCCCAAGGGUUCCAGAUGCCGCCCAGCGCCCAGUCCUCACCUGGUGCAGGGUAUCCACCCGUUCCUGCGUUUGAUUAUCAUGCACAGGCCCUCUCCGUGGUAGGUGCCCAUCCAUCGACUGGCAUCAAGGACAAGCCGGCGCCGUUUCCAGUCAUGAUGAUGGCUCCUCAAAAUGUAGUCAAACCUCGGGAGAGCAUGCCCGUAGAGGCGGUCAUGGCACGAUAUGGGCACGACAUUCGUGAUGACUCUCUUCCGACGUUGGCUGAUCCACGUAGGGAGAAGAACCCAAGUAGAAUGGCCCAGCAAGAACCAAGCCAGGCUGGACCUCCACCAUCUCUACCGCCAAUUCAGGAGCCCCAGAGACAUAGACUUACGCGCCCGUCAUCGUCAUCGCGCCGAGUGCAAUCUCAGAUGCCGCCUCCUAGACAACCUCCAAUCGAACAAACGCAACCCAAGUCUCAACAGCAGUCAGAGUCACGGGGUUCGGAAGAAAAGAAGCGGAGCGCCUCGUUGCUGAGAAAGUUGACGAAGAAGCGGCCCGCGAGCACGCCAGCGACAAACAGAAAUCCCAAGGAGCCAGAAAUGCGAGAUCCGCGUCUUGAUCCAACAAGGCGGAAUGAAAUCAUGCCCGAGAUCAUGUUUCAUGCGCGCGCCACACAGGAUUAUGAGAUGCAAUCAUAUGAUGAGCUCGGGUAUUCUGCAGGGGAUAUCUUGGCCAUUACUAGUGCGCCGGAGAGCGGGAGAUGGACUGGCUACGUCGUUGGCCAAAACGAUGGGCGUCAGGAGCCUCGGAUAGUGUACCGUACCUACCUUUCGCUACUCCAACGAGUGGACAGUUCAAGGUCCGCUGGACAGCCUCUGUUCUUUGUGGAGGCGGUUUACAAUUAUCAGGCGACAAGAGAAGAUGAAUUCAAUUUUGUAGCUGGUGAUAUUAUAGCGGUUCUCUCUACACCUUCAGGGGCCUACUGGACCAAUCGCCGACUGCAUCGUAUUGCUGCUGAAAUCCUCAACAAUUGCAUACGAGCUUUGGACCUGCAAGGUCUACGCUUUCUCCCGCAUCAGACGGGUCUAAAUGUGACGAUCGGAGAGCUUUUGCAGACUCUAGAAGUUACAACGUUGUCAUGGAUUGACGCCAAAUACAAACGUAAAGUGAACCGUUUACGGGAAGCUUCUGGGGCAACAGACACGUACAUCUUUGAUGAUAUCAUGAUGUGCUGCAAUCAAAAGACGCGAGUACGGAGAUUGGAACUUUUUGGGCUUGACGCCACCAAGCAGGAUCCCGUCUCGAAUUCACUCGGUCGUCCAUUGGAGAUUGGUCAUGAUUACAGCGCUGCGCACUCAACCUUUGGACCCAUUAGCGUAGAAUGCUACGACUCGGGCCAAGAUUUGCUGUGCUUGGUACACAAACAAGAAAAUAUGUUGUCUGGGCCACUGCACAUGUCUCUCUAUUCCUUACGCUCGCUGCUCCCACACCCACUUGCAUUAGAACCAGUGCUCCGAGUACCGGCUCAUUUUAUCGAUGGGCAUCUAGAAGCAGUCUUCAUCUGUGGGCGAAGCAUUGGACUUCUCAUCCAGAAUUCCAGUGAUGGGGACUGCAUCGUGGUGUUCAGAUGGAAGGGGACAUCCAUUUUCCCGGCAAUCUUCAGAUUGACGCCAAUCAACGAACAAAUACUACACAUGAUCUUCAUGGACGAGGAUCAUCCACUCGUCUUGACUGCGCCGCGACUUUCUAUUGAAGAGCAAGAUCAUGCAGACGAAUUUGCUUUCACCCCAGUCAAGCUGCGCAUACUGGAACUACAAGAAGUCCACGGCAAUAUAUCAGAUGCACUCACGCUUUAUGCAACAUCUCUGCUCUGCGAAGGGCCACAAUUCCUCUUUCCACCACUCAAACCUCACGUCACAUUAGACCAGGACAUUUCUUGGAUUCUGCCUUAUCAUCCUUCAUCGCCAUGUACUUCACUGGCUGUCGCACCACACCUACGACCAUCGCCUCUCUACGAUCCAGCACCUCAUUCUGGCGUUUUCAUCAUCCACCUUGGCGGGAGUUCAGGUCAGGGGGAAGACGAGGAAUGGCAGGUACAAGUUGCCAUUCUCAAGUCCGAGUUGAUGCCCUGGCGAGAUCAAGAACGACGAGAAGUCGAAUGGGACAGUUGGGGAAGAGAUGCAACACGAAUCUUCCAACCACGGCCAGAUAUCGAUCCCAGCAAUGCGGUUGACCCACUCAAGUCUUGUUUCAUGACUUGGGUGGAGAACUACCGUACGGCCGCAAUUGCAUUCGACUACCACAAGGAAAUUCAACUUUUUCAUGUCCUGGAUUUCAAUCCUUAUACGCUCCGACGUGUGAAAGAAUCCGAAGCAUGCACUGGAACACUCGUCACAGAGCCAUGGGUUUUGCAAUACGAUUCCUCUCCUUUUCUGGUCAACGUUGAGACAUGUCUUCCUUUCUAUGUCGUCGACUUUGAUCUGGGUGAUAUCGGUCUAGGAGCGGGGAAUGGGGAGCCAUGCAUGAUUAGACUCUCCAGUACGGGCCUGCUGUUUGAAAAGGACAAAUUGGAUAUCGAGGAGACUCAAGUCGGGUUCUGUUGGAUAGACGAUGGUAUCGAUGCGUAUCUCGACGAACAGGGUGGCCUCGAAAGGAAUACCCCAAGCCCGAUCAGCAGUGAUUCCUCUUCAAGUAGUCCACACAGCGCUUCCGUGUAG
Messenger RNA from Serendipita indica DSM 11827, 5964 nucleotides. NCBI's taxonomy places the organism in Eukaryota, Fungi, Basidiomycota, Agaricomycetes, Sebacinales, Serendipitaceae. The record is from the annotation of a GenBank genome assembly.